Bactrocera oleae (olive fruit fly) is the source of this 501-nucleotide messenger RNA. Lineage: Eukaryota; Metazoa; Arthropoda; Insecta; Diptera; Tephritidae. The record is from RefSeq and is a predicted model, not a curated record.
ACAUAUCCCAUACAUCCUGGCGAUCAGCACGAGUACUAUGCCAACACAACAACAGCUCAACAGACACAUGACGAGCGCGAACGUGCUAAGUGGUCUAAUUAUAAUAACAACAAUGAGUACACAGGGAAACCGAUUAACGGUCCGAACUGGUUGAAUCGUGGCCUACACGAGCUGAAGGAAAGCGAAGACGACACACAAUCGAUGCACUCGUCUUACUUACGCGGUCAGAACGCGCCCGUUGAUCCCGUCACUAUGGCCGAACGUAUCGAUAAACGACGCAAGGCAGCCGAGUAUCACAAUGCGAUCAAACAACAGCUGCACGAGCGCGAAAUGUUGCGUAAGUGGGAGAUGGAGCGCCACAAGCAAGAGGAAAUGUUGGAAGAGGAGCGUUUGCAUAGACAGAAACAAGUGGAGCAGGAACGUUUGGAAUACGAACGGCGACAGCAAAUGGAACGUGAAACCGUGCAGAAGAAGAAGCAACAAGCCAUGUUGGAUGCGAUU